Molecule: messenger RNA, 906 nt
Organism: Aureobasidium musti
Lineage: Eukaryota; Fungi; Ascomycota; Dothideomycetes; Dothideales; Saccotheciaceae
Source: the annotation of a GenBank genome assembly
AUGACAGCGAUUCCAGAUUCUCAGCCUCAAGUGCGCGAGCAGCUAAGCGACAAAGACAACACCGUCAUGUGUGGAGCAGGCUACGCUCUGGUGACUGUACUCCUGCUAUGGCUCGACUGGAGUGGCCUACCUACAGAUACUUCUUUCGAUAGUGCCACUCGCUGGAUCGGCAGCUUCUGCCUCCUCAUUGCGUGUCUCGUACUGCUUGGCUUCAAUGUCGCAGCCCUCGGCAAGGCCACGCUGCCUGACGACCAUGACAAAGGCACGUCUCGGGCUUUUACUGGUGCCCUGGUUACUAUACUCGUAGCAAUCGGAUACGCAUUACUUUCGCACUGCCUAGACGACAAGAUAUUCCUCUACAAGCUCUUCUGGGUACAAGUCCCUACGCUACCUGGAGCAUACAUCGCAGCCAAAUUUCUAGGCAAGGAGAUGGACGGCAGAAGAGAGCUCAAGACUCUAUGCGGGUACGGAUUGGUCGAUCUGCUGUUAUGGAUCUACCUGCACAACAUGGACGGAAGAACCAACCCACAGACUGAGGAUGAGCUAUGGGCUUUCAUGGGGUUUCUCCUAGGGCUGUUCGUGCUUCUCAUCGCCAACCUCGUCUUGCUCAUCAUGAACCUGGAGAACGUUGUCGAGGCUCGUGUUGAGGAGAUUCCCAAUGGCAGAGUCCUGAUCACUCUCGGUGCUUUUAUCGGCAUCGGUAUCAUGAUACUCGGCGUUAUGGUACCCCUUGAGCUGGCAUUCCAUAUCCUGGAUGGCAAGCACUGGAUGUACCAGAUCCUUCUGGCGGUUCAGGGUGCACUGCCAGGUGCAUAUCUCAUUGGAGGUUCCGCAUGGUUGGCCAAGGCUUAUGCAGGUCAGAAGUCUGAAUACUCGACAAUCUAUACAGAAGAAGGUCAACCAUAA